CGCAUAUGGGUGGGCGGACUCGGCCCGUGGACCUCGUUGUCACAUUUGGGCAAAGAGUUUGACCGCUUCGGCGCCAUCCGUAAGAUCGACUUCGUUAAGGGCGAUAAUCACGCGUACAUACAGUAUGACAGCAUCGACGCAGCGCAGGCCGCCUGUGCAGACAUGAGGGGCUUUCCACUCGGCGGUAACGAUAAGCGUUUGCGCAUUGAUUACGCCGAUCCGGGCCCGUACUCCUUCAUGUCGCCCACACAUCCCGGCUCAGCCCCACCGCCCGUUGGCGGCAGUGGUAGUGCCGCAGGGGAUCCGUAUCCCCCGUCGACCAGUGGUCGCAGUGUAGGCGCUCGAGACGAUGCGCCCGACGAUUGGCCCAAUAAUCACGGCUCGAAGUUUGGCCCUAAUUCUGGCGAAUUCAACGACUCGUUUGAAAGGAAUUCGUCACAAAACCGGAGCCGAGAGUUCAACGACGACCCGCCGAAGAGGGACCGGGACUUAGUGGCCGGCAAUAGCGGUAAUUACGAGCAGUGGUGGGGCGACGGAGCGUCGGGCGGGCCGUAUUCACCCAACUCUCAGCCCCCGCGUCGACGUCGAGGUACGCCCGACGCCGGAGAACCCGGACAUAAACGGUUGCGACGUAACAGCGGUUCGCCGACUCCGGGCGACGACCGGUCGCCACAUCGGCCGCACUCUAUUGGACGCAAUUCUCCCGCAUAUGAGACAAACGGCAAAGACAAUGACGGCCUCAAAGUGACCAUCAGUGAGACGGUGUCGACGAUCGGCGAAGUAGUUCAUUCCCGUCACGAAUGCUGUUUNGGCAAAGACAAUGACGGCCUCAAAGUGACCAUCAGUGAGACGGUGUCGACGAUCGGCGAGUUAGCCAAGUGUUGUCCGCCCGCGUGGAGCGGCGGCCUUAUGCUGAAGAGUAGUUCAUUCCCGUCACGAAUGCUGUUCUGUUCGGGAGAUUCACAGCUCGUGGAUGUGCUCAUGAAGGAGAAGACACUCCGUAUUACACAACGUCUGAGACUCGAAAAGGGAAAGUUAGAUGACGUGACCAGACGUAUGUCAGUGUCGGGUUCGGGCGGUUAUUGCCUACUCCUCACCACUACUGGUCCGCCGCAGAGCCAGACCCCCAACCAGACGGCCGACGACGGGAGUGCUGUUCAGUUAAGACCGUUGAAGAAUUUGGUGACAUAUUUGAAACAGAAGGACGCGGCGGGAGUUAUAACGUUGACCAGUGCUAAGGACAGUGACGGCACCGCCGGUGGCAAAGACAUGGAUGUGAAGGGUGUGCUCUAUCUGUUCCCGCCGUGUGUCUACGCUAUUGAGCUUUUGCAUAGAGUUGCGCCCAAUCUGUGCGCCGACACAUCGGCCGCCAAAGACGACUAUUUGGUUGUGGUUGUGGUGCGCGGACCCAAUUGA
Medioppia subpectinata is the source of this 1416-nucleotide messenger RNA. NCBI's taxonomy places the organism in Eukaryota, Metazoa, Arthropoda, Arachnida, Sarcoptiformes, Oppiidae. The record is from the annotation of a GenBank genome assembly.